Molecule: messenger RNA, 1530 nt
Organism: Brugia pahangi
Lineage: Eukaryota; Metazoa; Nematoda; Chromadorea; Rhabditida; Onchocercidae
Source: the annotation of a GenBank genome assembly
AUGUAUUUCUCUUCGAAUCAUCAUUUGAGUCGUCUGUCUUCUUUAUCUGAUUUUUAUCAACUUACCUUUCCCACUGAUGAUAUCGAUGGUGAUAUUUUAUCGCAUUCCAGAAGUAAAUCGACGGAUGACAGUCAUUCGACAAAAGAAACAUUAUCUGAUAUUCAUCAACAACUGAAUCAGUUGGCAUCUGAGAAUUUGAGUUUACAAGACAAAAUUAAUCGACAAUCCGAUGAACUGUCCGAAGUGAGAGCACAAUUACGUGGCUCUUCCGGACGAAUCACUUUUUCACUUGAUAAUGCCUCUGAUGCAGAUAUCAUUCGUUUGGAAAUGCUAAAGAAAGAUAAUGUUGAACAUUCUUCACUUCUAGAAGUUUUUAAUGUACCAGAAUUCACAAGAAUACUUGUUUGUGAUUUGAAACCACGACUUGCUCGUCUGUUAACACCUUGCUUGCCGGCAUAUCUUCUACUUGCAGCCUUCCGAUACUAUGAUCAUAUCAAAGACGAAGCGGGUCUUACUGGUUUAUUUUCAGCUAUUCAUAUAGUGCUGAAGGAUACAUUAUCACAUUCAAAUGAUAUGGAUGUAUUAUCAUUAUGGUUGGUUAAUUCGUGGCGUUUAUUAAAUCUUUUACGACAGUACAGCGGUGAAAAUAACAAUGAAUGGUCUAUGGCCAAUUCUGAAAAGCAAAAUAAUCAACGAAUGCAAAAUUUUGAUCUAAGUCCUUUACGAAAUCAACUUCGUGCUCGUGUUGAAGAAUCAUUUCAAAAUCUUUUAAAACGAUCUAUUGAACCAGUACUUUCACCAAAAAUAGUUCCUGCUAUAUUGCAACAUGAAUCGAGUCAAAAGAUGAUGAAUGGUAUCAGCGCAGAGAAUAAUGAACGACGACGGUCAAUGAAGGAGCAAAGUUCACAGCGUGCUUUAGAUGAUUUAAUUGAAUUACUAAAUUUCAUUCAAAACAAACUCAAAGUAUAUGGAGCAGAUUCUGUGCUAUUAGGACAAGUGUUUGGACAAAUGACCUACUGGAUUUGUGCGCUAGCAUUAAAUCAUUUGAUGUUUAGGAAAGAAUUAUGCAAUUUCGAAAAAGCUAUACAAAUCAAACAUAAUGUUACCGAAGUGCAGUCAUGGCUUUCUGCAAAUGGACUAUCUGCACAUCGUGAAACUUUAGAACCGUUGGUGCAAGCAUCUCAUUUGCUGCAAUCUAAAAAAGAUGAAUCAAAUUUGGACACUUUAUGCGGUGAGAUGACCUCAAAAUUGAAGCCAAAACAGGUGAUGGCAAUAUUGCAACAUUAUGCUCCAACGGAUGGCUUUGAAGAAAGACGAUUGAGUCCUGAUUUUCUAAUUAAAGUUUCUGAAAGGUUAAAUGCUAGAACAAGAGCAAAUGGUGGAACAGAUGCUGAUAUUAAUACGCUGAUUAUGAUGGGUACUUAUUUAACACCUUUCAAUUCUGAACCAUUUGUUUAUUCGGAUUUUAACUUGGAAACAUUAUCGUUACCCACAUGUUUGCAUUUGCAAGCAAUUUGUAAGUUAUUAUAG